Molecule: messenger RNA, 2804 nt
Organism: Tuber melanosporum (Perigord truffle)
Lineage: Eukaryota; Fungi; Ascomycota; Pezizomycetes; Pezizales; Tuberaceae
Exons: 3
Coding region: 1231-2316 (361 amino acids)
Source: RefSeq, a predicted model, not a curated record
CAUUUCUCAACUACACGCGAACGACGAUGAUAUGGUGGGCAAUGGAAAUGCACCGGUUGUGGGUUGGGUUGACCGCACACCAACCGAUCUCCCACUUCCUCCCCUGCUAUUACCCCAUUCAUUCUGCUCCGUGCCUGGCGCCUUUUUGGACUCAGGUGAGGUGAAGUGGGUUUGAGCUGCUAGAAAUGCAGAGACAAGUGUUGGGAGGUGCUCCUUCGUGUCAGAAAGGGAUCGCGGACUAGCAGACAUCUCAAUUCUCGAUGAUUAUUUUUAUUUGGUGUAGUUCAAGUCCCGGCGUGAUAACUGGGGGAGCUUAUUAAAUAUCCCGAGCCAGCGAUUCUGACUUGCCGGCGUAGGAUUCGAUGUCCUUGUCGGUGGUGUGAAUGGCACGAGGUUCACACGUCAUUCCCAGUGCAUCAUCGUGAGUAAGUUUGAUGCGGUUCCUAGAGCAGUAGAGUAGCUGCCCCAGUGUCCGAAGGGGAGGAGGAGGAAGGAGGGGAUCCUAUAUUAACUGGGGGCAAGAGGGAGCGCAGGAAAGGGAGGGGGAGGGGGAAAGUGUCAGAGAAGAUUGAAGAAGAGAGCUAUCCGACGGCUGUCCGAGUGAUCAAUUGACUUGAUCCUUUUUUUUUUUCCCUUUCAACAACGAGGGAGACCGAGAUUAGGCCAUUCACUGCUGAGAAAGGAGAGGGUGGAAGAGAAUCUAAUUUACAGGAAAUAAACCUUCACUGACAGACACAAAGAACGCGUAUCAACCUUCCUAUUGAUUACGAAUGAUACGAAGAUACGAGUACAGUUGAUCCGAGUCCCGGAAUACAAGAUUGAACUCUUUCUUUUUUCACCCAGGCAGGAAACCUUGGUUUCUAGAUCUUAUCGUACCGCAAAGCCACUGAAAUCAUCACCAGAACCGAACACUCUCUAUAUCUACAACGGGAUUAGUGGGGCAAAGUCUGAUAGUGCCCGUCCCUUCCCCGAAAAACUUUAUAUUAGAUCUGAUUAUUUUUCUUCCAAUUCCUCUUUUACCCCUCAUCCCCGCCUUUUCUAUCAUUCGAGUCCCCCAUCCCCGGUCAUUUGCCCAUCCCUUCCAUCCUCAACUAAGCCCUUAUUUACGCCUUCUCACGCUUAUUAUCAGCUGGGUCCGCCUUUGAAAGUUGUGCUCUAGUUGAACUGUUUCCCACGACCAACGAGGGAAUCCCUUCUUCCCACCAAACUUUCCCUACCCGCCACCGUUGAAUGUCAAGAGCCGCAAAUCCCGGCCCACGCAACGUCAUAGACAGUGAGAUGACAGACCCAAGUCAAGAACCCGCACCAAAUACCACACCGCCGAAGGAGCUGGUUGUGGUGAACGCCACUGGCCGGCAAGCCUCUAGCGUUGUCCGGGUAGCCUCUGCUGUUGGUUACAAAGUGCGUGCGCAGCUUAGGUCUCUGAAAAAGGACCUUCAACUAUCAGCCGAACUCAAGAUUCUCCCAAAUGUAACAUUGCUGGAAGGUUCCCUUGACGAUCAAACAUUCGUGGACAAGCUAUUCGCCGGUGCACAGUAUGCCUUUGUCAACACUACGCCAUACGCAUGGACGGACGAGGUUGCAACUGGAAAAUCACUUGCUCUGGCUGCGCUCAAGGCCGGCAUAAGACACUACAUAUUCUCGUCACUAACAGACCACUCGACACAUGAUCCCCCGCAGGACCCACUACCCCUCUGGGCUACCAAAUUCACGGUUGAGCAGUACAUUCGCCAGCUGGGGUUGCCGGCUACCUUCGUUUAUGUGGGCAGUUAUCAUAACAAUUUCUCAUCGAGACCCUAUCCCCUGUGGCAGCUGACUCCUCGAGCGGAUGGGAGCUUUGUAUGGAAGGCGCCGUUUCCGCCGGAUUACCCUAUCCCAUUCAUCGACACGGAGCACGACCUCGGGGCGGCGGUGAUCCAGAUUUUCAAGGAUGGGGUGAAGCGGUGGGGCGGACAGAGAAUUCCCCUUGCUUUUGAAGUCCUCACGCCGUUGCAAGUUUGCAGUGCCUUCUCUAGAGGUCUAGGAAGGCCUGUAAACUACCAGCCCCACCCCCUGGAAAUCCGUAUCCCCAUCCCGUCUGGGUAUCGGGAUCAAUUGGAGGGGAUCGUGAAGGUUCUGUGCGAGCGGCGUGCUCCUUACUUCAGGCCAGAGAUGGAGGGCUCUGCAACAGAUAUUUCUCGAGCUCUUUGGCCCGGCUGGAGAGGCAUGGAGGAGUACGCACGGGAGGUCUGGCCAAUUGAGGAGAAGACCAAUGGUGCAUCCUGGAUUGCCAGCGGCGUUGCGACGCCGGCCAGUGAAAUGGACGGAGACAAUUAGUUUCCUUCCAAUUUUCUUCCUUUUCCAUCACCAUUUUCAUUCUUGUGGGAUUUGCUCUUCUUUUUUCCCCCCUCGUUCCUAUGAUUUCCCUUUUGUUCCCUUUUGUUCCCUUUUCCUCUCCUUCUCGCUUCCGGUCGUUGUGCGUUCGGCUUUGUGCGUUUUACUCCACUCAUAGUUUUGAUUGGACAGCGGGACACGGUUAGCUGAAAAGUCGUCGCUUUUGCCCUCUGCUCUGCACUCUCUGGGUCUGUUCGUUUUCUUUCUUUGUUUUUCAUGCUACAUUUUUCUUCUUUCUUUUCAUCUUUUUCAUGUCUCCUUUACCAUCCGUUCGCCGGUCCCUCAGCGGAGGCGACAGAGAGGGAUGAGAAAGGGGGAGGGAGGAAAGGAAGGAAGGAAAGAAGGAAAGAAGGAAAGAAUGGAAGAAAGAGAAGGAAAGGAUUGUUUGUAAAUGCUUCUUCUUGGCCUAAAAAUAAAAUUACUUGAUUGGA